AUGGGCAAGCAUCUCGCGACGUUACUGUGGACGUCGGCGGCGUUGGCCGCGGUGAGCCUGGCGCUGCCGACCAACGACAAGAGCGGAAGUGAGAACGACCUGAUGGCGACCAUAUACGCCGACUGCCUGAAGAAGGAGUCCAUCAGCUGCAUCAAGUACAAGGUAUUCACUUACGUGGACAAGAUGCUGGCCGACAAGGAGGACAUCACGCUAUCCGAGGGCAUCACCGUCGUCAAGACGUCCAACGGCGAGGAGGGUGCGCCAAGAUCUAUCGAAUCCAGCGACCUGGAUACGCUACUGUUCGAUCGGCUCGGGAGGUUCCUGAGGACGCACUCGGUGAAGGUCGACCUGAAGGGCAGCGACAUCCUGGGGGCGAUCGAGUCCGCCGGGCGCAGCUUUGAGGAUCUGAGCGACAACGCCGUCGAGAGUCGCGGCAAGAAGAAGAAGGCGCAGAAGAUCCUGGGGCCUCUGAUGAUGGCGAUGGCGCUGAAGGCCGCGGCGCUGCUGCCGCUCGCGCUGGGCGCGAUCGCGAUGAUAGCCGGCAAGGCGUUGCUCGUGGGCAAGAUCGCCCUCGUGAUCUCCGCCAUAAUCGGGCUGAAGAAGCUCCUCGGCUCGCACCAGAAGCACGUGACCUACGAGGUGGUGUCGCACCCGCAUCACAGCAGCAGCCACAUCGUCAGCCACGACGACGGUCACGGCGGCUACGGGGGCGGCGGCGGCGGCGGUGGCGGCGGCGGUGACUACGGCGGCUACUCCGGCAGCAGCGGACACGGCUGGGCCAGGAGUCUGCCCCAGGACGCCCACGAGAUCGCCUACCGCGCCCACCAGCCGCAGGCGCAGGCUGCCUGAUCGCGUCCACCGCGCGACCUCUCGCCUCGCUUCUCCCCUGCGUCCUUUUCCAACCCCUCGUCACCCUUCUUUCAUUUCGCUCGCUUCCUCCAUCGCGUUUCUUCCUUCUUCCGGUCCCCCCUCCGCCCUGUUGUCUUCUCCUCCUCUCCACUUGUGUCCCGCUGCAAUGUGUAAUAUUUAUUUCGUUUCCCGUAUCUACUACUGUUACUACUGCUGGACUUCCUGUUCUGGUUCUCGACGGCCUUCCGGCGACGCGUGACUCCCCGAAAUCGCCGCGCGCGAAACCUCC
Molecule: messenger RNA, 1138 nt
Organism: Dinoponera quadriceps
Lineage: Eukaryota; Metazoa; Arthropoda; Insecta; Hymenoptera; Formicidae
Exons: 3
Coding region: 1-849 (282 amino acids)
Source: RefSeq, a predicted model, not a curated record